AUGACAAUCAUCAAACUUUGCAGCAUCUAUCCAUACUUCGAGACAGAUGGCUUCGAUCGGGCCUACAUUGCUGAACUUGCUUCCGUCGCUUCACAGUACCCAGCAAGUGGUUUGGAUUUUUGCUACUACUGGACUGAGAAAGUCUUUUGGGACAGAUUCCAAUUGUCUAGUGCAUAUGGCGAGUUUCCUGGCCGAUAUGGUGGCCCCGGGUAUAUCACUCAACAACAAAUUGGAAGCAUCCAAAUGCCACUUACUCCAGUAUCAGCUCAAAAAGUCCUUGGGAUAACUCCAACUUCUUUUCAACAGACCUUGGAAACCUCAAGCCGCGCUGCAGAACCUGCUGGACUGAUCCCUGGACAAGCCCCAGAGGUACCUGGAGCCUAUAGAACACCUGCUUCUGUACCUACUCAGGAACGAGUGGAUCUUUCCGCAAUACCAUCUGCUCCGCACUUUGAGCAGGCAUCUCAAGAACCAGGCCGAAAUGACAUUGGUGAUUAUCUCAAACCUAAAGGUCCGUCAGCUUCUUCACCUACACAAACAACGCAAUAUUUAGCCAGAGAGACACACAAACACGACAGUUCACGAGAUCCACAGGCUAUCAGCGAAAAUCCAAGAUUAAGUGUAGAAUCCGAUCCUCGAAUCGAAAGCCCUUCAUCCCUCUUAGCUGCUCGGCUUGCUUCCCCUGGUACGCCCAACCACAGUUCGGUGUCUACUGUAGCACUUUCCGCACCGAACACAUCAUUUGAGCCUCUUCCUCCUCUCUUAAACCCAGAUUUACUUUACAAAGAUCCCACCACUGGUGAAGUUAUCACCAUGAAGAUAUAUGACACAUACAAGGGCAUGAGCUCGAGUUAUCUGAAGUAG
Messenger RNA from Sclerotinia sclerotiorum 1980 UF-70, 864 nucleotides. RefSeq lists its product with no specific name. The transcript has a single exon. Bases 1 to 864 code for a protein of 287 amino acids. NCBI's taxonomy places the organism in Eukaryota, Fungi, Ascomycota, Leotiomycetes, Helotiales, Sclerotiniaceae. The record is from RefSeq and is a predicted model, not a curated record.